Grammomys surdaster is the source of this 4509-nucleotide messenger RNA. RefSeq names its product CD226 molecule (gene Cd226). NCBI's taxonomy places the organism in Eukaryota, Metazoa, Chordata, Mammalia, Rodentia, Muridae. The transcript is spliced from 8 exons. Gene Ontology annotation, cellular component: external side of plasma membrane. Gene Ontology annotation, biological process: positive regulation of natural killer cell mediated cytotoxicity directed against tumor cell target; positive regulation of mast cell activation; positive regulation of immunoglobulin mediated immune response. The coding region runs from base 322 to 1323 and encodes 333 amino acids. The record is from RefSeq and is a predicted model, not a curated record.
AGAAUACAUUCCCAGGAAAUCUUAGGACUACUACGACAACAAAGGUGAAGAACAGAAGGGGAAGGAAAGGGCAGUGUCAAGGGCAGCAUGGACGCAGAGACCUAGGCCCUGGGAAAUGUGGAAGGCAGUGCUUGCUACCCGUGGCUGCUCAAAGAGACUAUCGUGGAAAGAAAAGCUCAACUGCAGGGAAGAGUUGGUUCCCAGAAAGAGGCAUGCUCCUAGUGCUAGCCAGAGACAAAGAACCUCUAGACAAUCCACUUAUCUGCAACAAGAGUUACAGCCAAAGAACAUCAAGUCCAGCCUCCUGAACAGUUUCCAGAGAUGGCUUACCUUACUUGGCUUUUGGCUAUUCUUCAUGUGCACAAAGCUCUGUGUGGAGAGACAUUGUGGGACACAACUGUUCGGCUUUCUGAGACUAUGACUCUGGAAUGUGUAUACCCAUUGAUGGAUAACUUAACUCAGGUGGAGUGGACCAAGAACAUUGGCACAAACAAAGUGAGCAUAGCUGUUUACAACCCUAACCAUAAUAUGCAUAUAGACCCUAAUUACUUCCACAGAGUACACUUUUUAAACUCAACAGUGGGGUUCCGCAACAUGAGCCUUUCCUUUUACAAUGCCUCUGAAGCAGAUAUUGGCACCUACUCCUGCUUGUUUCAUGCUUUCCCACGUGGACCUUGGGAAAAGAAGAUAAAAGUAGUCCAGUCAGAUAGUUUUGAGAUAGCAGCACCCUUGGACAGCUACCUGUCUGCAGAACCUGGACAAAAUGUCACACUCAACUGCCAGCUUCAAAGGAUUUGGCUAGUGAAACAAGUCAUAUGGGAAAAAGUCCAGCCCCAUCAGGUAGACAUCUUAGCUUCCUGUAACCUAUCUCAAGGGACAAGAUACACUUCAAAGUACCCAAGACAAACGUGGAGCAACUGUAGCCAGGAGAGCAUGGAGAGUGUCCUCAUCAUCCCCUAUGCCAUGGCUGCUGACUCAGGACUUUACAGAUGCCGCUCUGAGGCCAGUACAGAAAACAACAAAACCUUUGUUAUAAGGCUGAUCAUAACUGAUGAAGGAACCAAUAAACAUUUUAUCCUUCCCGUCGUUGGAGGGUCAGCUUCACUGUUACUUGUCAUCCUAUUUGUCAUCAUUAUCAUUUUAUAUAACAGGAAGAGAAGGAGACAGGUGAGAACUCCACUUAAAGAGCCCAGGGAUAAACAGAGUAAGGUAGCCACCAACUGCAGAAGUCCCACUUCUCCCUUCCAGUCUACAGAAGAUGAAAAAGAAGACAUUUAUGUAAACUAUCCAACUUUCGCUCGAAGGCCAAAACCAAGAUUCUAAGUUGCUCUUUUGGCCUGAGCACAUUAGUGAUGACUUCUAUGGCAUGGAGUUUUACCCAUGCUCUCCUCACCACCAGGAUUUACAUUGAUAAAAAAUUGCAUUUAUUUCAUCUAAUAUAUAGAAGUACUUUAUUACCUGGGAACAUUCUUCAUAGAGAUGCAUUAGAAAACCCAAAUUUAAUGGAAUCAAGUGUUCAAGGAAUCUUCUUCCAUUAUGUAACAGAACAAUUUAGAGAGGAUUAAGCACCACAUGGCUUUCUCACUCUACUUGAAAUUAAUUGUGAGCAUAAGCUUGUUUCUGGAUCCUUCCUACAGUGUUGGUCUUACUUACUUACAUACUACUGGUCCAGCUUUCAUGCUGCUUCUCUCAUAUGCUCCCAUUAUGGUUGACAAGGACACUUGGUAGAAAGCUUACUGGUUAAACACAAGAAACAAAGUUUAUUAUUCACUUAUUAACAAGAAGGUAGCAUUACCAUAAAGGAUUAGAUAACCUAAAUUAGCUAUGGGUUCAAGACCAGGACUAAAGCAUUACUUGGGAAUUCUGAGUGUUGCUAAAUAGGAGGAUGAAAGGGACCUAGAAGUUGAGUUAUUCCUAACAGACGUUGACUGCAAAGACAUUACUCGGUAACCAGAUAACAAGUGAAUAUGCUAUAACAUCAGCAUAAUUCAAAAGAGUACAUGUAAAGGAAUGGCUAGGAAUGAGAUAGUUGUACAAUUAUUUCUUCUCUUUCUAGUUUCAAAUAAAUUCAUCUCUAAUUUUAUAGAAAGUUCUUGCCACCCAUUCAAGCCUGGCCUUCUAUACAGUGAGCUGGUCCAAUAAGAAAUAAUUAUGUUAAUAAUGCUUUUUCUACUUUUGAGAAUUAUUUUAAUAUGUAAACUUGUGAGUUAAAAAAAUUGCAAAAUUAGCACAUGAAAAGAAAUUGAUGGUUUUAAGUAGUAGAAUAUAGUAAUGUAGGAAUCUGAGAGCAGAGAGUUUGGGACGAGGUGAAAAGGAAAAGACAACACCAAAUAGUGAUAUAUGAGAGAAAAUCUGUGCUUCAGUUUGAUCAAGGCCAUCUCUCCCAGCUCUGCUGGCACUGAAAGAAUGCAUCUGAUGUUGUCUCCAUUUUAGAUAAAGGAGAAAAUAAGGAGUGUUUGUGAAACUAAAUAAAACUAUAGUUAUCUUAAAACUAUGGUGGCCAUUAUCAAAUAGAAUGGUAUUUAGUAUCUAAAAGACCCAUUUCUUAUCUCUAAAAAAAUUAAAUUAUCAUAAACUUUAAAUCUCUAUUGUGGAAAGCUUCAUUUAAGUUUUUGGUGUGAAAAUUUUGUUACAAACUUAAGUGAAACAAAUCUGAAUGCUAGUACUGUUACAUAGAUUCCAAAAUUGAAUCCAUAAUUUUAAGGUAAUUAGUGGAUAUUUCAUAUUUUUAACCUUAGAUACCAUGUAUGAUGAAUAGGCCAAUUAUUUUGCCAAUUACAGAAAUUCAGAAGGUAAUAAAUAAAAACGACUGCUUUCUUAGUUGUGCUUAUAUAAGAAUGUUUUUUUAAAUCAGUUUUUAACUGGUUGCUUGAAAAUUUUUAUGUCUCAGUUUGUGAACUGUUUCUCUAAAUAUGCCAGUGAACCAUAGUUGAAAGACAAUAAACCAGAAAAUAGUCAACAUUUGGAACCAUUAGAGAUCACAAGGCUAUACCUCACAGUUUGCAUGGUUAAAAAAUUUAGUAUUGUUCAUAAAAUAAACUAAUUAUUUUUCCAAUAAUGUUAAAGAUAAUCAAAGCAAUACUUUCUAGAAUGUUUGGAUGCCAAGUUUUGCAAUGGCUAAGUUGGUGAGAGGGAAUGUUUUUAUAAUUGCACUGUAGGGAGAUACAAAUAGUGGUCAGUGAUUUGUAUGAAGAGUCACGUAAGUAGAUCAAGAAAGCCUCCAGAUCACUGGACACUCAUCUUUGUUCCUAUGGCAAUUCAUAUGAUGUUUUGGAAAAAAACACUCCCUCAAAAUAUAUUUUUUCUGCCUAUCCUUCAUUUCUGUAUGUUCCCUUACAGAAUUUAGUAUUCAUCAGGAAUGCUUACUACAAUCUCCGACUUCCCCAUGUCUCUGUUAUGCUGCAGAGAUGUUGCUCAUUGUCUCUCUAGACAUUUUUACUCAAGAAAGCACUUUAAUUUUAGUCUUUGUGUCCUACACAAUUCACAAGAUUUCGGGAAUGUGAACCCUCCGAAAAUUUUUGUGCCUAUUGUUCUGAUUGGCAGCAGAGUGAUCAAAACUGAACUAAAAUUAAAAGAUGAACGUCAGAAAUUAAAUACAAUUUUGUUUUCCAUGUUUUAUUUUAUCUUAUUUUUUUUUAAUAUUUGGUGCUGCUUUGGAGGCCAGAUGCUUUCUGGAGGUGCUUUACACAGAUAAUGGAUACCAGUAUAUAGUACAACAUUAAGUGAGAUAUGCUUGGAUUAAAUGCUAUCAUCUUAAUAUUUUUAUUAAAGUAAACAAUGAAAGGUUUGAUUAGAAAUAGAGCAGUUUCUUAGGUGCUUAAAAUAACUAUGUAUAUACUAUGCUAUUUUCAGACUGAUGUUGAAUUUCAUUUAAAUGCAUUUAUGUUAAUGUUAAGAAAAUAGAAUAUAAAUCUUUAUUUUUCUCUUUUAUUCUUUUUCAUUAUUUUAUUCCUGAAAAUUGAAUUCAGGGCUUUUAAAUAUCAGGCAAGUACUAUGCUUCUGAGCUACACUCUAGUUCAGAAUAUAAUUUAAAGUUUAAAUAUUCAACUAAUUAUCAAGAUACUAUACAUUAAACAUAAAUUUAAAAAGAUAAAGUAAAAUAAAAGCUAAAACGUUCUUUUUGUUUUAAACAUGCAAGUUUUAUUAGUUUACAUAUAGAACUCCAUUAAAUAAAAUAAUAUAAUUACAAUACUACUUUAAAUUAGGAAACCCCACAUUACAGUUAAAGACUAGUUUACACAGUUUAAUUUUCUAUGUUCAAAGCACUAACGUUGUAAGAUGCUGUUAGAAAAUGCUUUAUUUGAGGCUAUAGAUAAUAAUUGUCUGAUUAGUGAUUUGUUGCUUAUUGUCUCUGAUUUAAUUGUCAGUUCUUUGCCUAUUGUAUCUAGAACAAUGUUUCCAGUUUUAUUUUCCAUUAUCAGAGACUGAAUUUGUAGGCAUAAAGCAGCUCUUAUCACUCAAUGUACUGUAAUCUAUUGUUUUCAAUGAAUAAAACAUAGUUCUCAAUGA